Molecule: messenger RNA, 1400 nt
Organism: Nicotiana tabacum (common tobacco)
Lineage: Eukaryota; Viridiplantae; Streptophyta; Magnoliopsida; Solanales; Solanaceae
Source: RefSeq, a predicted model, not a curated record
CGGUCAAGUGUUUUCCCUCACUCGGCAAAGCCCUAUAUAAGUUCAUUUUACUGUCACGUCAUGCGCGUUGCUCACUCCCAUUGCCCGUUUCCUCCGCCUGGAGUCUCCGACGAUCCCUGCUCACCGCCGGCGAUCAACUGCAACAACGGUGAAUGUCGAUAAACGACGAGAAAGUGAAGUUGCCAAUCAAUGCUAAUCCUAUAGUUGUGCAUGAGCCGAGGUUCAAUCAAGGAGGUCAGGCUGAUUACUACUCUUUUGCGAGGGACACAAUACAAAAUGGAACGGCUGAGGCAACUAUCUACAACUCCAAGAAACUUGAGGAUGUUGUGCAUGAAAUGGGUCUAAAAAUUAAACAACACGAAGAGAAUAUCAAAUUCCUGAAGACUCAAAAGAAUGGGUUGGAUAAUUCGAUCUUAGAUAUGCAAGUCGCUCUUGGCAAGUACCAGACAGAGAGUGAAUCUGGUCCUGAAAAUGAGGAACUUUCCCAUGUAUUGAGUGAGCAGGAGACAAUUGAACAAAUCUUAAGAUAUGAGAAAUCUGCAGCUGGCAUCUGGUGCCAACUAAAAACUCGUCAUGGAACUCAAGCUUCUCAUCUUCCUUUGACGAAGGAUGUUCUGGGAAUUGUUGCUAUGCUUGGGAAAGUUGAUGACGACAAUCUUAGCAGGCUUCUCUCAGAUUAUUUGGGACUUGAGACUAUGCUAGCAAUCGUGUGCAAGACAUAUGAUGGUAUCAAAGCACUGGAAACAUACGAUAAGGAAGGCUAUAUAAACAAGACUUCUGGUUUUCAUGGACUUGGAUCUUCUAUUGGGAGGUCUUUGGAUGGCCGAUUUCUUGUUAUCUGUGUUGAAAACUUAAGACCAUAUGGCGGUGAGUUCAUAGCUGACGACCCUCAAAGGAGGCUUGAUAUUUUGAAGCCAAGAUUACCCAAUGGGGAAUCUCCACCUGGUUUUCUUGGUUUUGCUGUGAAUAUGGUCAGUAUAGACAGUGUGAACUUAUAUUGUGCUACAAGCAGUGGUUACGGUCUAAGAGAGACUCUCUUCUAUAACCUGUUUUCACGCUUGCACGUAUAUAGAACAAGAGCAGAUAUGUUACAGGCUCUCCCUUGUAUUAGAGAUGGAGCCAUAUCUUUGGAUGGAGGAAUAAUAAAGCAUAACAAUGUGUUUGUCCUGGGCAAGAGGGAAGUAGAUUUGAAAUUUCCAAAGAGCUUUGCAAAGUCAAAUUUGCCGCAGGACUACUUUGAAAUCGAAAGACAGAUAAAGGAGAUGAAGUGGAAAAAGGAAAGAACUGUAGAAGAUAUGCAGAGAGAACAAGCAUUGCUAGAUCAUGCAAGGUUCAACUUUGGUAUAAAGAAGGAAGAGUAUUUGAAGUUUCUUGCACAAAACUCAUCUUACACAAGACAG